AUGCGUUUUAUAGCAUUUAUACUCGUUUGUGUAUGUGCAAAUAAAUAUAAACCAAUUGAUUUAGGAUAUGCAAUUCUAGCUGCAUUUACAUUCAUACAUACAAUUAUGUUAUUAAUUAUUGAAUAUCUUCACUAUUAUCGAUUAUGGUUUAAUUAUCGACCAGAUACUUUAAAUAAAUUAAAACCAACAUAUAACCCUAAUCAUGAAGUUUUUUUAUCCAUUGGAUCAACAAAUAAUCAUCAAACAAGCCAUUGGCAAAAUUCUCGAUGUGGAAAAGGUGAAAAUUGUUCAUCAGGAAAUAUUUAUCAUGCAAUUAUGUAUCAUUCUGGAAACACACGUUAUCCACCAGAUCAAACUACUGAUGGUCAGAUUGUUGCCGGUUUUCAUCAAACAAGUCAUAAGGCUGUUUAUUCUAUUGCUCAAGAAGAAUUUAAAGCAAGUCAGUUUGGUGCAUAUAUCUGUGCUCAAGUAGAUUUAGGUAAAACAAUACGCAUAACUGAUCCAUCAGUUUGGAAAUGUGCAGAAAGAUAUGACACAAUUUAUUAUGCGCAUCCCCGUGGUGCUGAUGAAUUUUGUGUACCUAAUCGAAACCAAAUUCGUUCUUGGGUUAUUGUUAUCGAUCAAGAUCCAACUGUACAUAUUUUGAAAAGAGAUGACAACAAUAGGGCCAAUUGUUGUCAUCAUCUCUUAUAA
Molecule: messenger RNA, 693 nt
Organism: Rotaria sordida
Lineage: Eukaryota; Metazoa; Rotifera; Eurotatoria; Philodinida; Philodinidae
Source: the annotation of a GenBank genome assembly